AUGGCCAAACAGCAGCGAGAGAAACUCACAAUCAAAAUAAACCGACGUCGAGACCUUCCCCCAGCAGAUGAUGACAAGGUCGACAAGCUUCGGGCUCUUCCGCUUUCCGCAACACCCGUGGCUUCAGAGCCAGUGCCGACAGCACAGGUCGAGAUUCUGGAUGGAACUUUGCAACACGCUGAGUCCCUUCAAGCACAAGAAUUCCACUGUAACAUGAUUGGCCACACUGACAGUGCCGAGAGCAGCUGUGAGGAGCAAGACUUCACAGCCAUGAGAAAAGGUUCUGGGACUGCAUUCAUCAACCUCAACCCGAUGUCAUUUAGAACUUUGUGCGGGCGAAAGCAGCCUGAAUGCGGCUCAAUUUCACGCUCAGAGGAUGAAUCAUUACUGCAGAAAUCAUCGAAAAAGUUUACUGCUACUCAUGCGGUUAACCAGAGAACUAAAGCUGCACAACGCGAACCCAAGCAACGAAAGAAAACGAAAGUUCAAGCAGAUCUGAGUGCAGAGGAAGACUGUUCAACAAUAGAUGCACCUGUAGACGAACCACGACUGUUCACAGUCUAUGUUCAAGUGUGGGCUACCUCUCCGGACUCUCGAAAACCAGGUGGGAAAUCUACAAAGGUCUCGGUGACCAAAAUCACCUCCAAGGGACCCUUCAAGUGUGAUACCACUUCUGCUUUUUUCUCCUUUAAGUCUCGUGUCGCAAAAGCCUUGUCUUGUCGAGUGUCAGCGCUUCCAGUCUCGAAGUUCGAAUGGAAGUUUGAGAAUCAAGCACAAGGCGCCCCACGAAAGAAAGUUGCCGAUGAAGCUGGUUAUGAGGCGCUCAUUGAUGCUGUGAAGGCGAAGCGCCGGCACGAGAAUGUGGUUGUUUGGCUUUAUACCCCAGUGCCGAAAAAAGAUGAAGAGGUAUGGCCCCCCUGGAUGAACCAUUAG
Pisolithus orientalis is the source of this 933-nucleotide messenger RNA. RefSeq lists its product as uncharacterized. Lineage: Eukaryota; Fungi; Basidiomycota; Agaricomycetes; Boletales; Pisolithaceae. The transcript has 3 exons. The record is from RefSeq and is a predicted model, not a curated record. The coding region runs from base 1 to 933 and encodes 310 amino acids.